Molecule: messenger RNA, 2239 nt
Organism: Camellia sinensis
Lineage: Eukaryota; Viridiplantae; Streptophyta; Magnoliopsida; Ericales; Theaceae
Product: protein NRT1/ PTR FAMILY 7.3
Biological process (GO): transmembrane transport
Cellular component (GO): membrane
Molecular function (GO): transmembrane transporter activity
Source: RefSeq, a predicted model, not a curated record
CAAAAAAUAUCUCUCCCUCCUCCUCCUCCUCAUCUCUCUCUCUCUCUGCAUUUUGAAAUUGAGCACCAAUGGCUUCUUUAAAUAUGGCUAAACCGGAUGAGCAGAAGAAAGAGAGGAUAGAGGAAGAAGUGGUUUGCACCCUUGAUGGAACUGUUGAUCGACACGGUCGCCCUGCUGUCCGAGCAAGAUCGGGAACAUGGUUUGCUGGAAUUCUCAUACUUGUGAACCAAGGGCUUGCAACAUUGGCAUUUUUUGGGAUAGGGGUGAACUUGGUGUUGUUUCUAACAAGAGUGAUGGGCCAAGACAAUGCUGAAGCUGCAAACAAUGUUAGCAAAUGGACUGGCACUGUCUACAUCUUCUCCCUCCUUGGUGCUUUCCUUAGUGACUCUUAUUGGGGGAGAUACAAAACUUGUGCCAUCUUUCAAGCCAUCUUUGUCAUUGGAUUGGUAUCACUAUCACUAUCAUCAUACAUUUUCUUGGUUAGGCCUCUUGGCUGUGGUGAUAAGCAAACUCCAUGUGGGUCCCACUCGACAGUCCAGGUCACAUUGUUCUACCUGUCAAUUUACCUAAUUGCCCUCGGGAAUGGAGGGUAUCAACCAAACAUUGCGACAUUUGGGGCUGAUCAAUUUGAUGAGGAGGACCCUAAAGAAGGGCAUUCCAAGGUGUCCUUCUUUAGCUACUUCUACUUGGCCUUGAACCUUGGGUCCCUUUUUUCAAACACAUUUCUGAGCUACUUUGAGGAUGAAGGAUUGUGGGCAGUGGGUUUUUGGGCAUCUGCUGGUUCAGCCACUUUGGCAUUGAUCUUGUUCCUUGUAGGGACCCCUUGGUAUAGGCAUUUCAUACCUAGAGGCAAUCCUCUAUCAAGACUCUGUCAAGUGGUUGUUGCAGCAGCUAGAAAAUGGAAGGCUGAGAUGCCGCCAAGUGGAGAGGAUCUGUAUGAAGUGGAUGGAAAGGAAUGUUCAAACAGUGGGGGCAGAAAAAUACUCCAUACCAAUGGAUUUAAAUUCCUAGAUAGAGCUGCAAUAAUCACAUCAAAGGAGUACCCUCCACAAGACAAGGAAAGCCAAAAUCCAUGGCUGCUCUGCCCAGUGACACAAAUUGAAGAAGUGAAAUGCGUUCUCAGACUCCUCCCAAUUUGGCUAUGCACAAUCCUCUACUCAGUAGUCUUCACCCAAAUGGCCUCCCUCUUCGUUGAACAAGGCGCGGCCAUGAAAACAACCAUAUCGGGCUUCCACAUCCCUCCGGCAAGCAUGUCCAGCUUCGACAUCCUUAGCGUCACAGCCUUCAUUUUCAUCUACAGGCGAGUCCUCGACCCUCUAAUCGCCAGGCUACGAAAACCUAGCCCUAGAGGCCUCACCGAGCUUCAAAGAAUGGGGAUUGGCCUUGUCAUUGCCAUCGUGGCUAUGCUGGCUGCUGGCACUGUUGAACAUUUCAGGCUAAAAUAUGCACAAAAAACUUGCACUAGUUGUGAUGGUUCGAGUUCACUAAGCAUUUUCUGGCAAGUUCCGCAAUACGUACUCAUUGGGGCAUCUGAGGUUUUCAUGUAUGUGGGUCAGUUGGAAUUCUUCAACGGGCAGGCACCAGAUGGGUUGAAGAGCUUUGGGAGUGCACUUUGCAUGACAUCCAUUUCACUAGGGAACUAUGUCAGUAGUUUGCUAGUGAGUAUUGUCAUGAAAAUCUCUACCAAAGAUAAAAUGCCUGGUUGGAUACCUGGAAACUUGAAUAGGGGUCACUUGGACAUGUUCUACUUUCUCUUGGCAGCCUUGACAACAGCUGAUCUUGUGGUCUACAUUGUGUGUGCAAAGUGGUACAAGUAUAUCAAGUUUGAAGGAAUGAAUGGUGGAGGCGACAAUGACAACAACUGUAGUGACUUAAGUGUGUAGCGCACAUUUAUAUAUGCUUUGGAUAUGACUUACAUGUUUUAGUCAAUUAGAUUGCAGCUGUUAGAGAGAGCGUGAGCUCCACAAUGUGGUGGGUCUCAAGGCUCUACUUAUAAUUGCAUUCUAGUUGACUGGAGAGGAACUGAAUCUAUAUAAUUGUACUUGUGAAUGUAAUGUGAAAAAUAAAUAAAUAAAGUGGGAGUGAAAGACUUAGAGAGAUAAUACUUGCAAUGAAACUAGAGAAAUGCAAUGUUCAGUUCUCUAGCUGAGCAUGAACUUGAGGGAAAUGAAACAGAGGCCUUUGCCUAUGUGUUUGUAGAUGGGUCAUCUUGUAUUAUCUAUAAAAUGUGUCUUUCGUA